This is a messenger RNA of Danaus chrysippus (African queen), 927 nucleotides long. NCBI's taxonomy places the organism in Eukaryota, Metazoa, Arthropoda, Insecta, Lepidoptera, Nymphalidae. The record is from the annotation of a GenBank genome assembly.
AUGGUGGUCAUCACUGUCGCCACGGUGGUAGGCAACAGUGCCGUGAUGGUAGCGUUGUGGCGCGUGAGGCGAGCUCCAUCACAUUAUCCGUUAAUAAGCUUGGUAACAGCUGACCUGCUCGUCGGCCUUCUGGUUCAACCGCUGGGUGUUUUACGAGAACUUUAUGUGUUUAAUCUGAAUCGUAUUAUCUGCGCAUGCUGGAGUAUAAUGGAUGUGUUAUGCUGUACUGCUUCAAUACUAUCCCUCUGCGUACUUGGCUGGGAGCGAUGGUCAGGUAUUACGGCUCCUUUAGCAAGAGCUCGUAGAGCGAAGAGAGCGAAGCUGGUCGCAGGUCUGGUUUGGCCGGUUUCUGCUGUGAUAGCGAUACCUAACGCCCUUGUAAGAUCUCAUAAGCACUUCCAUCCUGGUGAAUUAGAAAAAGCCUGCGAGGUUAACACUAAUACUGGAUAUGUUUUCUUCAGUGUAACUCUAUCGUUUUAUCUGCCGGCGGUCGUGAUGUUGAUGCUGUACGGUUUCAUCUUACGUGCUCUGUCUGCUCCUCCACCCGUGCGAGCACAUCGCGGCCGUCCUUCAAAUAAUAGCCCAGGAAAAGCUGUAACCUCAGAAAUCAAAACUCAACCAGGAUCCGCGAUUGAUAAUAAUCACGCUAGUUUCAUCAGUCGUCAGCGUCGCGCUACACGUAUCAUCGUGAUGUUGAUGACGCUGUUCUUCGUCUGCUGGACGCCUUAUUUCGUGAUGCUACCAUUAGAUUCUCUCUACGACUGUGUGUAUGACAGCGGUUGGUUGUGGUGUACGUGUUUGGGAUACGUCAACUCAUCUCUAAACCCUCUAGUGUACGCGGUGUCAUCUCCUAGCGUGAGGAGCGCCCUCCGUUCCUCACUUACUAGCAGUGGAAGGAACGACGUGGGUUUAACUAGGAGGAAUUAA